This is a messenger RNA of Mesocricetus auratus (golden hamster), 693 nucleotides long. It is a transcript of the gene Mrpl54, whose product is annotated as mitochondrial ribosomal protein L54. Gene Ontology annotation, cellular component: mitochondrial large ribosomal subunit. The transcript is spliced from 3 exons. Gene Ontology annotation, molecular function: structural constituent of ribosome. NCBI's taxonomy places the organism in Eukaryota, Metazoa, Chordata, Mammalia, Rodentia, Cricetidae. Bases 44 to 451 code for a protein of 135 amino acids. The record is from RefSeq and is a predicted model, not a curated record.
CUGACGUAGCACGGAAGCUUGCACGUGCGAGCCGGCGAGCAUUAUGGCGGCCACCCGUCUCCUUGGGGCUUCUCGGAUGUGGACCUACUGUCAGCGCCGGGCUCUCCCGGUUCCCGGAGGACCUGGAAGACCCUUUGUCAGGGACUACGCCAAGAAGCCAGUCAGCAAGGGCAGCAAGGGCAGCAUGGCCACUGAGGCCCUGAAGGACCCCGAGGUGUGCACAGACCCCGCCCGGCUAACCACACACGCCAUGGGGGUCAACAUCUACAAGGAAGGCCAGGACGUGGCCCUGAAGCCAGACUCGGAGUACCCCGAGUGGCUAUUCCAGAUGAACCUGGGUCCCCCCAAAAAGCUGGAGGAGCUGGAGCCCGAAUCCCGAGAGUACUGGCGACUGUUGCGCAAACAGAACAUCUGGCGUCACAACCGGCUGAGCAAGAACAAGAAGCUGUAGUUCAGGGAUGGAGCCUCUCACGGGAAGCUGCCCCUCGCGGGCCAGCACAGGGCUCAGCGGGGAAAGGGGCUUGCCACCCAGCUCAAGACCUGAGUCCAGUCCCCAGAGCUGGAGCACGGUGGAAGGGGGGAGCCGACUCUGUCAGGUGUCCUCCAGCCUCCCAUGUACACCUUUGCGAGUGCCAGCCGUACGCAUGGACGCACACUAAAUGAACAAACGUGAAAAUAAACGUGAAAAAGGCA